Messenger RNA from Neocloeon triangulifer, 1409 nucleotides. RefSeq names its product proprotein convertase subtilisin/kexin type 5-like. The record is from RefSeq and is a predicted model, not a curated record. The transcript has 2 exons. NCBI's taxonomy places the organism in Eukaryota, Metazoa, Arthropoda, Insecta, Ephemeroptera, Baetidae. Bases 46 to 1275 code for a protein of 409 amino acids.
UAUAAAAAGGAAGCGCUUCAAAUAUCACCAUCUAGUUCUUCAAGGAUGCCAAGAAUGAUCUUGGCAACUCUCCUAGGCUGUCUGGCCCUGUGCACCCUUGCCCAAGGCGGUGUCCUAAACCGAGAAAAGGAGCUGAAAGAAUUCAUUCUCAGGGCUGAUAAUGACGAGUGGAUGUGGACUGAUGCGGAGAUCGAAAAGAGGCAGUGCGACGCAGGCAAAAAACCAGUCAGUGGCCAAUGCCGUUGUGACUCCAAAUCAGUUCGCAAUUUGGAAGACAGCAAAGGAAACUGCGUAACUGCGUGCAGAGGCGAUCAAUCUGCCGUCAAUGGAAAAUGCGUCAAAAAAUGCAAAAAUGGUCAAGUGCACGAUCCAAGUGGAAAAUGCCAAAAUCCAUGCCCAGCUGGUAAAGAACAUGAUUACAGUGGAAAAUGCCAAGAGCCAUGCCCAGCAGGUCAAAAAAGGAAACCUGGUGGAGGUUGCCUUCCAACGUGCCCACCAGGUCAAGAACACGAUUCCAAGGAAAACUGUCGCAAUCAGUGCCCUAAGGGCCAAACACGUGAUCCUAAAGGAAAUUGCGGCAACGUAUGCCCGAAGUCUCAAGAACUCGAUUAUACUGGUACUUGCCAGCAGCAAUGUAAAGAUGGCUACUAUCGCAAAGAAAGUGAUAAUAAGUGCCAAAAAGAGUGCAAAGCCAACGAAGUGCCCGACGGAAAAGGAGAAUGCGCAAAAGCUUGUAAAUCCAAUGAACGUUUAGAUAACAACGGCAGGUGCACUGGAGCCUGCCCAGUCGGUCAAUUUGUCAAUAAAAAAAACGAAUGCCAACCAACCUGCAAACCCGGCGAAGGACUUGAUAAAAAUGAUAAUUGCAGACCAACCUGCCCACCUAAUCAAGAAGUGAGUCCCGACAACAAGUGCCGUCCAACCUGCAAACCUGACCAAGAAGAACGCGCUGCUGACGGAAAUUGCUACCCCAAAUGUACCAAGCCAGGCGAGCAAAUGGGUCCAGAUGGAGUGUGCCGUCCAGAGUGCGAUGACCCUAACGAGCUGCCAGGUCCCAAUGGAUGCGUCACCACAACCACAACCACUACUACCACCACCACAACUAAGAAACCUAAUACCGGUGGCUCAGGAUCAAACGACAGUGACUGCAACGAUAGCGGCUCUACAGGCAAUGAUAGUAAUAGUAAUCAUGACAACUGCGCCAAGAUCAGGCUUCCUGCUACCGUGCACAUCACGGUGUGUGGCUGCUCCGGCGAUUGCGAUUGCUCAGACUAAGUAGAAGUUGGACCGAAAAAGAAAGGACUGCUAAAAUUGAUCAAAUGAUCCAGUAAAUCAAAAUGAGAACUUAAAAAAAAAAAAUCCAAUUCAAUAACUAAAAGAAAAUAAAAACAAAUUAGGCAACUUAAAAA